GCUGUGUGCUCAUCGAAGGGAUCAGGGAAGGCGAAGAGCGAGCAAAAAAAUGGUGGCUCGAAGAUUCGUCGUCAGCUACGACGGCACCGAACUCCCCAUCGAUUACGACACAGAGGACGGCUUCGAAGUUCUCAAGUUUCAGAUAUUCUCGCUCACGUCAGUUCCUCCCGACGAGCAAAAGCUCACCGCCGGUGAUAGGGAUAUUCUCAUCACGGAAGAAUCUGAUCUCGUGGCCAUCUCGGAGGGGCUUCGCUUGGUGUCAAUCGAAGAUGGAGCAGUGGAGAAACCGGAAUCCAUCCAACAGUUGGGGCAGUCCGAUGAAGAAUUGGCCCGGAUGCUGCAGGCAGAGGAGGAGGCUCUAUUCUUCCAACAAUUCGAGUCCAAUGAAGGUACAAAGGAGUUUGAGCAGAGGGUUCGGCCUUACGUAGAUCAGGUCCUACAGUACGAGGAUCCUGUUCGGCAAGAAGCUGCUCGCAAAUCAGUUCCUGUUGAAGAGAUUCAGGAGAAAGCCUUGGUUUCCUUGGCCAAGGAGGGCAACUUUAAACCUUCAAAAGACGAGGAAGACCACAGUUUCUUGUUGCAACUGCUGAUAUCGUUUAAGCAAUCAUUCAGUUGGGUUAAUGCGCCCCCUUGUGAUAACUGUGGCCGUGCAACAAGCAAUAUUGGUAUGGGUGCUCCACUUCCCUCCGAAACUAUGUUUGGGGCCUCUCGUGUUGAACUUUACAGGUGUAACUUCUGUUCGUGCAUUACUCGUUUUCCACGAUACAAUGAUCCAUUAAAGCUUCUGGAAACAAGAAGAGGCCGUUGUGGAGAGUGGGCUAAUUGCUUCACACUUUAUUGUCGAGCUUUUGGCUAUGAAACUCGCCUGAUAUUGGAUUUCACGGAUCAUGUUUGGACGGAGUGUUUUUCAAAUUUGUUAGGAAGGUGGAUGCACCUUGAUCCAUGUGAAGGAAUAUAUGAUAAUCCACUUCUGUAUGAGAGAGGCUGGAAUAAAAAAUUAAACUAUGUAAUUGCUAUAGCUAGAGAUGGGGUAUGUGAUGUUACAAAAAGAUACACGAGGAAGUGGCCUGAGGUCCUAUCUAGGCGUAAAAUUACCACUAAAAGCUCUGCAUCCGUUUUUCUUUCUUCCCUAACAAAAGAAUUACGUGCUGGAUAUUCAUCUAAAUUACUUGAGCAUCGUGAUAUGAAGGAAUUAGAAGAACUGGAGAGUGGGCUGCAUACGCAGGUUGAUUCUUCAUUGAGCUUACCUGGGAGGCAGAGUGGGGAUGUUGAAUGGCGAAUGGCAAGGCGUGAGCUGGGUUCAAAUGAACAAAACUCUCUGAGCAUUUCUUCAUGUCCAGUCCGAAAAUGUGUAGAUGUGCAUGUAACUAACAUCUAUAAUGCCUUUGCGCUUCUUCUGUCUUUCCAGUAUGAAAAUGCUAUUUCGAAAGGUGAAGCAAUUGCAGCUUUGCAGACGCUUAAAAGCUUGUUUGUUGAUCUGAGAGCUGCUCCUUUCAAAGAGCGAAAAGCGUUUUUGAGUUCAACAUUGAGGCUUUCAGAGGAAGUCCUGUUUUACCUCAAAGAAUUGUGUACAGCUCUUUCCUUGAAGGAUCAGUUUGGGAGUGAUGGUAGGCUAUGUGUUUCUUUAGCUGACGAUCCAGUUCAAACUUCUUUAGCAUUACCGGUUGCUUUGGAUUUAGUAGAUGAAAUAAUUGAAAAUUUUGAUAUACAUUGUGGUAAAGAUGCACCACAAUUUCCCACUUUUGAUAGAAUAUCAUCUGGUUUUGUUCUGGCUAGUGGUGAAGAACUCCCAGUUGGAAUCAGCACUUCUGCAUUUGAUGGCUCUCGAAUAACUAAGUGGGUGGAACCAAAUGGAGCCAAAGGAUGCUGGCUAUUGUAUAAAGUUGCUAAUGACCAGAGACUCGUUCUCAAGUCCUAUGAUUUGAUGUCAGCAAAUGAUGCUCCAGAAAGGGAUCCAAUGGAGUGAAAAAAAAAAAAGAUGGUCAUUGUUGUCAUAUGCAUUUUAGUUUUUAAAUGAGAAAGUCAAGUGUUCAAGGUUUAAUUCGAAAAUAAAGAAAUAGAAUGUUCAUUGUGAUCAUAUACAUUUGACAUUCUUUUUUUAAGAAGUGAGGCUUUGUAAUAUUUCAUUGGGAGGUAUGAAUUGUUUAUCUGAAUGAAACAUAAUUCUAUUAUUAUAAUAAAAUGAAGGUGUCAAAUUGAGCUUUUAUAA
Dendrobium catenatum is the source of this 2209-nucleotide messenger RNA. Its product is annotated as peptide-N(4)-(N-acetyl-beta-glucosaminyl)asparagine amidase. Gene Ontology annotation, cellular component: nucleus; cytosol. Gene Ontology annotation, biological process: protein deglycosylation; protein quality control for misfolded or incompletely synthesized proteins; glycoprotein catabolic process. Gene Ontology annotation, molecular function: peptide-N4-(N-acetyl-beta-glucosaminyl)asparagine amidase activity. The record is from RefSeq and is a predicted model, not a curated record. Lineage: Eukaryota; Viridiplantae; Streptophyta; Magnoliopsida; Asparagales; Orchidaceae.